Molecule: messenger RNA, 306 nt
Organism: Oncorhynchus masou masou (cherry salmon)
Lineage: Eukaryota; Metazoa; Chordata; Actinopteri; Salmoniformes; Salmonidae
Product: SRA stem-loop-interacting RNA-binding protein, mitochondrial-like
Exons: 4
Coding region: 1-306 (101 amino acids)
Molecular function (GO): RNA binding
Source: RefSeq, a predicted model, not a curated record
AUGGCAGGGUCGUCGAAGAAGGUAUAUGAGGUGUUUGUGUCUAAAAUACCAUGGACCCUUGCAAGCAAGGAGAUGAAGGACUACUUUGGGCAGUUUGGUCAAGUCAAGAAAUGCCUUGUUCCCUUUGACAAAGAGACAGGCUUCCACAGAGACUUCUGCUGGAUCAGCUACACGUCCGAGGAAGGCCUGAAUAAUGCUCUCCAGAAAGACCCACAUGUACUGGAGGGAUCCACGCUUCAAGUUCAAAGAAACAGAAAAGUGUUUCUGGGACAGAAAACAAACAAAGAGGUGGUGGAGACAAGCUGA